AUGAGAGUACACAGGGUCGCAGAGGAGGAGAGAGUACCACUGGUGCAGACGGUGGAGAGACGUGUUUGUCAGGAGAGGAAAGAGGAGUCACAGGUGGCAGACGGAGGAGAGAGUGAGUACACAGGUGCGACGGGGGAGAUACGGAGGAAGCAGAGUACACAGGUGCAGUACGGCAGGAGUGAGGUGUCCAAGGAGGAGAGAUUCCACAGGAUGCCUGACGGAGAGGGAGAGGAGUACACAGGUGCAGUGUCCGGGAGGAGAGAGUACACAGGUGCAGGGACGGGGGAGAGAAGUACACAGGUGCGACGGUGGGAGAGAGUACUACAAGGUGCAGACGGAGGUGAGAGUACACAGGUGCAGACGGCGGAGAGAGGAGUAGGAAGGAGAGAGUCCACAGGUGCAGGUCGGAGGAGAGAGUAA
Knipowitschia caucasica is the source of this 420-nucleotide messenger RNA. The record is from the annotation of a GenBank genome assembly. Lineage: Eukaryota; Metazoa; Chordata; Actinopteri; Gobiiformes; Gobiidae.